Messenger RNA from Rhizophagus irregularis DAOM 181602=DAOM 197198, 691 nucleotides. Lineage: Eukaryota; Fungi; Glomeromycota; Glomeromycetes; Glomerales; Glomeraceae. The record is from RefSeq and is a predicted model, not a curated record.
GUUCGCGCUUCUCUACUUUUGAAUGUCAGAUUCUAAGCUCGCUAACAAAACCACAGAGAAUGUCUACCGGCGUCUGGUCAUACUGUGUUGAUAUUAGUACAGAGAAUCCGAAGACUCAUGCAUACUUUAGUAUCGUACAGGCAAGGUUUUGGACCUUCGAACAUUACAUUAAUUGGAUAUGUGAGAACACUGAGCCUCCUAUUUGGACCACAUGCAUAGAACAAUUUUACGAGUCUCUGCGUAUUAUAAAUAAAUUCAAAUCGGCACCUCUUAGCGUUCGAGCAUAUGUGAAAAGUCUCGCGGAAAUUAUGGAUGAAACUGAAAGACAAGAUACGAUGGAAGCAAUUGAGAUGACAUAUCUAGCACUAAUAAAAGAACGACAGGGCAAAAAUCUUAGCAAGAACUUGUUACAUGCACAAACGAACAAAAAGGCUUAUGAUUAUGCCAUAGGUGUUGUUAGUUCCAAAAGACAAGCGAAUAAAAGAAAAUAUUCCCGUGAGCAGAAAAAGAGAGGAUCAGACAAUAGUGACGAUGAGGAAGCAAUGGAAGGAUCUGUUCUCUUUGGUGAAUCAAAUGAUGAAAUUGGUGGUUCAGGAAGCCAAAGGUAUUUCUUUAAAGACCAUAUGAGAUUUUUCUGAUGGUCAUACCUAAUUUUAAUUCAUUCAUAUAAAGUUUCUCUAAUGCAAGAUCA